AUGUCGUUCACCACUCAAACAGUCACUGAGAUCACGACCACGGCGGCCAUGAUCUCACCAACACUCAUCAGUGACACCACCACCACCGUAACCUCUCAUUUAUCCACAACUCUCUCUGCGACCUUUGGCCAAACCGUCACAAUCCCUUCACCUUCUUCGCCUGCUUCACCUUCUACAACCGUCGUCACUUUACCCACAACGAAGUACACGCCAAUCCCGACAACAACCACACAGACAUCAACGAUCACCCUGACCGAGCUAGACAUCUACCUCCAAGACGAUGGGGGAAAUAUCUAUUCAACCUGGAUCAUUCCUAUCUCAGGUUCUUCCCUAUCGAAUCCAACAAUUACCGGGGUACCAGGGCAGUUGGUCUACGUGGUGAACUCGGAUGAUAGUGGUUGGGAUCACUGGAGCACGGGUGACAAGGCGGGCAUGAUCGUUGGCGUGGUCCUAGGGGCCAUUCUCAUUUUUGCCGUGAUCUUUUGGUGUGCUCGGAAGAGGGUAAAUGGGAAGUGGUGGUUUGCGCAUGCGUGGCCACACCCAGCAACAGCGGUGCUGCCGGUGGAUGCAGGGAACCCAUCACUGGUACACUCAACAAUGGUGAACGGACAGGUUGUGCCUUAUCAAUAUGGGUAUGGGUAUGGGUAUGGUGUCGGGUUGAGGGGCGGUUGCGGCGGCAGAGAUUGGAUACCAAGAUGGGCAACGAAGUGGUUACAAGCAUGA
Cladophialophora immunda is the source of this 723-nucleotide messenger RNA. RefSeq lists its product as uncharacterized. Lineage: Eukaryota; Fungi; Ascomycota; Eurotiomycetes; Chaetothyriales; Herpotrichiellaceae. The transcript has a single exon. The record is from RefSeq and is a predicted model, not a curated record. Bases 1 to 723 code for a protein of 240 amino acids.